AUAAAUCUGAAAAUUUAGCUGUUUUAUUGUACAUGUACACACACACUUUAGUGACAGAUGGUUGAUCAAACGAAACAUACGUGUAACAUAUGUGGGUGGGGCGGAAACUGUAAACACCAAGCGUGCUCUUCGGCUUACUUUCUGACUUGAUUUAUGAGCUAGAUAGGUGGUAGUACACCGGGUGGUAGCCAAGAGGAACAAAAAUGAUUCGUUAGCGCAUAAAACUUGAAACGCAAAAUGCGAUGCUAUCUUCACGCAUUUCUCCUGUGCAUGGUCUUUACCUUCUGCUCACUAUUGUAUGUUUUCAGUCAACUCGCCUCCACCUUGGAGGACAGAGACGAGUGGAAUCUGAAAGAACACGGGAUACCCGACAGGAGUAGUCAUGACACCGGGCACCAUCUCAGGAAAAGACCAGGACUGGCAGGCCUCGGAGACCGUGAAGAAGGGCUUGACAGGUGUAAAUCACUGUCAGUUUCUUACUGGAAUCCAUAUUGGAGACUGCCUGCUGAUGUUUGUGGAGUGAACUGCUUUUUGGAAUCUGCUCUUAGAGAGAGGUCAAACUCUAGAGUCAAGGAACAUAGUGAUGAGAGGAGUCACCUGGCUGUGGUGGCCUGUGGCCCCAGGCUGGAGGAGACUCUCACCAUGUUGAAGUCUGCUGUUCUCUUCAGCAAAAAGCCUCUGCAGUUUUACAUCUUUGCUGAGGAUGAUCUACAUGACAGGUUCAGACGUGCUCUUGACUCCUGGCCAAGAACAGUUCAGACCAAGUUUAAGCUCACCAUCUAUCCCAUCACAUUUCCCAAGGAGAAUGCAAAGGAGUGGAAAAAGCUCUUCAAACCUUGUGCUUCUCAGAGGCUCUUCCUACCACUGAUCCUGAAGGAGGUGGAUUCUUUGCUCUAUGUGGACACAGAUAUCCUUUUCCUGCAGCCAGUAGAGGACAUUUGGUCUCUGCUUUCUCAGUUCAGUUCAAGCCACCUAGCUGCCAUGGCUCCAGAGCAUGAGGAGCCACGCAUCGGCUGGUACAACCGUUUCGCCCGUCACCCUUAUUAUGGCAAGACAGGCAUCAACUCAGGUGUCAUGCUCAUGAACAUGACUCGCCUCAGGGAGAAAUUUUUUAAGAAUGACAUGACAGCAGUUGCACUGCGGUGGGAGGAAAUCCUGAUGCCUCUUCUCCAGAAGUAUAAACUCAAUAUCACCUGGGGUGACCAGGACCUUCUUAAUAUCAUAUUUCACCAUAACCCAGAAAGCCUAUAUGUGUUCCCCUGCCAGUGGAACUACCGUCCAGACCACUGCAUCUAUGGCAGCAACUGUCAACAGGCUGAGAGAGAAGGUGUCUUCAUUCUCCAUGGUAACAGGGGAGUUUAUCAUGAUGACAAGCAGCCAGCGUUUCGAGCUGUCUACGAAGCCAUCCAAAAGUACCCGUUUGGGGAGAACAUGGAGGCCUCACUGCUUCAGCCGCUAGAAGCAUCGCUACAGAACACCACACAUACCUACUGUGGAAGAACCAGCCACCUGUUUACCAAGAGGUUAAAACAGAGUAUCAUGUCUGUUCAACAGGACAUCACACAAAAAAGAUAAUCAGAUCAUCACUUUAAUACUACUCCAUGAAUAGCAUCUAGGGUCUCUCUGGAAGAGGGGCUUGUAUUGUAGGCACUCCUGUGGAGCCAGUGAGCUGGACGAUAAACAGACUCGGGUCUGAACUGAACCAUCAUCAGUUCACAACCUACAUAUCAAGACUGGAAGGGUAGUCCGUGGAACAGGUUUUUUAUUUUGAGUGAAGUCAGUGUUGGUACAUAUCUGUCCAGUGAACACACAACCAGGUCACAGAUGCUUUCUCAACAUGGUGGGAAAUGUACUGAAUCCACUUUGCCGUUCAGAGAUUUUGGACUUCAUACCUGAUAAGAAAGACACUUACUGUAUUUCAGACAAUCACAUGGUAUUAUUUUUUUGUUUUGAGAAAGAAUCUACAAUCACUGUACAGUUGUACAAGGUCUUUGUGAAAAACAAAAUGCAGCAGGGUACUUAAAUCUUCAGUUCUUAUUAAGAGUAUUUUAUCAGAGUUUUUUUUAAUAUAAAUUUCCAAACAGGGUUUUUUUUUAGUGUUUUUGUGUAUGCAGUACAUCAUAAAAACGCGGUUGUUGUUAUUUUCAGGUACUUGUUAGCUGCACAGAAAUGUUCUUCAUUUUUAUUGUACAAAAACAAGAGUUCAUUAAGAAUACUUUAAAUUCAUAGGAUCUGAUCAGUAUUUAUUAUUGUUUGACAUCUGUCACGGGAAGCACUUUUGAUGUUUAACAUGAGGCCAUCAUUUCAAAUGGGAGUUUUCAAAGCAUCGUUUACUGUGCAUUGUAGUAGUAUUUAAGUAAUUUCCUUUAAUUUUUACCAAUAUCAGUACAUUUUCCUGUGAUUGAAACAAUGGUAUUGAGAGCAGUUAGUUUCUAAACAAGCUGACCGGCAUAAUGAAAUUUCCUCCAAGACAGGUUUCUCAAACUUUUGCACUAUAGAUGGUAGAUUGUACCAUUGUUAACAACACAGAAUCUGUGGUUUUAAAAUAAAAAACAAAACAAAACAAAACAGUAUAAACAUUCAAAUCUGUGAGGAAUAAA
This is a messenger RNA of Toxotes jaculatrix (banded archerfish), 2600 nucleotides long. Its product is annotated as glucoside xylosyltransferase 1-like. Lineage: Eukaryota; Metazoa; Chordata; Actinopteri; Toxotidae. Gene Ontology annotation, biological process: protein O-linked glycosylation via N-acetylgalactosamine. Gene Ontology annotation, molecular function: UDP-xylosyltransferase activity. The record is from RefSeq and is a predicted model, not a curated record. Bases 238 to 1575 code for a protein of 445 amino acids. The transcript has 8 exons.